AAUCUCAGCCAAUCAAAACAAAGGAAAGUUAACAGAGUCAGACGACAAUGUUUUUAAUUAUUGUGUAUCAGACGAUAAAUUCAACGAAUCCCAUCAAAUGCAUCCGCCCCAUGUUGCAUCAUGCCUAUCGUUUCACUCGGCCCGCGCCGGGGAUGAGCUGGUCGUAUCCAGGGUCGCUUCCAGGGGCGCGAUUCGCUGGCAGCGCUGCGGUUUGAAUUCAGGAGGAAAACGCAGUAGGCCUACAUUGCACAAGUGAAAGAUUUUUCUUUGGGACAAGAUUUUGAAAUCGGAAAGCUACUCUGGCAAUGGAGGAAUUCGUCGGUAAAGUUGUCUUAAUCACAGGAGCUAGCUCAGGAAUUGGAGCUGAGACUGCCAUUGAAUUUGCUUCGUCAGGGGCCAGUCUGGCUUUAGUGGGUCGAAAUGAAGAGAGGCUAGAGAAGACUGCCCAUGACUGUUUGGCAAAGGGCCUUUCAAAGGAAAAGGUUCUUACCAUUAAGGCUGAUAUGUGUGUAGAAGAUGACGUGAAGAGGAUCAUGGACUCAACUAUCACACACUUUGGGAAAUUAGAUGUCUUGGUGAAUAACGCAGGUCAAGCCAGGCUUGAUUUACUCAUGAGCGAUGACAUAAUGCAAAAUUUUGAUGAGCUACUGAAGAUCAACGUAAGGUCUGCUGUUCAGCUCACCAACCUAGCAGUUCCUCAUCUCAUUGCUUCGAAAGGUUGUGUGGUAAACAUGUCAAGUUUGGCUGGAAAAAGAGUGUCCCCAAAGUCGCUUUCAUACAACAUUACACGGGCUGUCACUGAUCAAUUCACACGUUGCUGUGCUCUGGAUUUGGCUUCCAAAGGUGUCCGAGUUAAUGCUGUCAACCCAGGAGCAAUCGAGACACCCAUUUUAACUGGAUUUGGAGUACCAGCAGAUCAUAUUGAUGAGGUUUUGGGCAAGCUACACCCCAUGGGAAGGGUAGGACAAUCGUCGGAGGUCGCCAAGGCCAUCAAGUUUCUUGCUUCUGAUGCUGCCUCCUUCAUCACAGGAGAAACCCUGUCAAUAGAUGGCGGCAGACAUGUUGCCUGUGCACGUUAGAAUCCUGUGGUCUUGUACCAAACCAGUUUAUUUUUCAUUAAGACAGUUCUGAUAUGCACCUUUUUGCAUUUACGCAGCCUUGGAUGAAGAGAACUUAUUCAGAUAAUGUACCUGUACAUCAUAUCGGUAUUUCAAUGCUUCAGUGGCCAUACAGGGCCCUAUACAGUACCGUGAUCUGGUUCCGUAGACACUGAUUUUCAAACUGCCUGGUAUAUUUAUAGUUUCAAAGACCCUUUAAGUUACCCUUGUAGUCAGUUUCUUAGACCCCCAUUUCAGGAUUUUGUGAGGCACAUCUUCAUCAGAAUUAAUUUGAGCACCCCUCCCCCCCAUUGCCAUGAAUUUAAUUGUUAUCUAUAUUAAACACAUUAACUUAUAUUGUUAGUUAUAUUUGUGAUAUUUUUCAAAACCAAGUUGAAGAUGUGUUUGGUGCACAUGUUUCAUUAUAAUCGUAAGAUUUGUACGGGCCAGUGUAUUCUGUAUAAAUCAAAGGAUUAUUUUAAAAUCAGAGCAUCACCAAAUUCUUCUCUCAGGGAAUGGUCAAUAAUGAUAGUGUUUUUAUCUGAAUUCAAUUGAUUUGUUGGUACAGCUCAGGUAAAUUAUGUAUUAUCAAGGAGUCUACUCUUAAACUACUUAGAGUCAAUGAUAUUUCAAUUAAUUGUGGACAUUCAUGAAAAAUUGUGUAUUCAAGACAUUUCUGAAAUAAUUUGACAUUUAUUUUCAAUCAACCACCCACUGGUUUACUGCAAUUUCUUGUUCAGGGCAGGCCAACAUAACACUAAGAUUUAUGAAAAUUAGAUUAAGGUCAUUCUAUAUGGGCAAUUCAAUUCUGGUAAAAUUAGAACA
Lytechinus variegatus (green sea urchin) is the source of this 1922-nucleotide messenger RNA. RefSeq names its product 3-oxoacyl-[acyl-carrier-protein] reductase FabG-like. NCBI's taxonomy places the organism in Eukaryota, Metazoa, Echinodermata, Echinoidea, Temnopleuroida, Toxopneustidae. The coding region runs from base 306 to 1079 and encodes 257 amino acids. The transcript has 9 exons. The record is from RefSeq and is a predicted model, not a curated record.